AUGGAAUUUACUGCUGGGAUAAAUGUUGAUAUAGGAUCACAUACAAAUAACACUUGUUUUUCUGGAUUUUUAUCUAUUGCAAAGAAUGUAUAUCUCUACAUCAAUGGAAAAGAUUACUACAAUGAUAAGACUAAUCAUGAACAAGGUUUAAGCUCUCUAUUUUAUCUGUACAGUAUAAUUGAUGUAUGGCCAAAUAUAAAAUGUGGUUCAGAAAAUAAAACAGCUUCAGAAUAUCUCUCCCUAAGCCUCAAAUCUAAAAGCUAGUUAGAUUAAUACAUAUCCAAGAAGUUUAAUAGUCAAUUCUAAUCAUCUAAUCAAACUGUAGUAAAUCAAACAUCUAAUUCUACAAACUACACGAUAAGCAAUACAACAUUGGAGUUAAUCAAGUAGAUACUGACCUAUUUCCCCUAUAUAGAUUUUAUAGCUAUAGUCCCAGACUUUUAUACUUACAUAGCUAAAGCUAAGUAAUUGUUUAGUAGCAGUACAGACUUUGAAGGUGGCUUUGCUUUAGGGAAAGGAUUAAUCAAUUUCACUGUUGUAGGUGUAAUUAUUUGUUUAAUAAUAUAUGAUUAAGAACAGCAAAACCCAACCAGAUUUUUCUAAUUAGAUUUUUUAGAGCAAUAUUACUUGAAAUAUUUAUAAUUUUGA
This is a messenger RNA of Stylonychia lemnae, 648 nucleotides long. The record is from the annotation of a GenBank genome assembly. Lineage: Eukaryota; Ciliophora; Spirotrichea; Sporadotrichida; Oxytrichidae.